Molecule: messenger RNA, 7228 nt
Organism: Peromyscus eremicus (cactus mouse)
Lineage: Eukaryota; Metazoa; Chordata; Mammalia; Rodentia; Cricetidae
Gene: Znf518a
Product: zinc finger protein 518A
Exons: 3
Coding region: 873-5333 (1486 amino acids)
Biological process (GO): regulation of transcription by RNA polymerase II
Cellular component (GO): nucleus
Molecular function (GO): DNA-binding transcription factor activity, RNA polymerase II-specific; RNA polymerase II transcription regulatory region sequence-specific DNA binding
Source: RefSeq, a predicted model, not a curated record
AAGAAGUUUUCUUUGUUUCUUUGUUUUGUUUGUUGUUUUUUAAAUGGCAUAACUCAUUAUAGUCACCUCUGGGUAAGAGAAAGAAAAAAAGAAGGUUCUCUGAAUAUUUAAAUUGUUUCUUUCCCUCCUUCCUCCCACCUACCCAUCACUUUAUCUAGUUAUUUGUACAUAUCUUUUUAGUUUGUUUAUUGUUUUUCUGUUUUUCUUUGACUCUACUGUGUAUCCCUGAGCAGCCUGGAACUCACUAUAUGCCCCAGACUGGCCUCAAACUCACAGAGAUCCCUCUGCCUCCCAGUGAUGGGAGUAAAGGCAUGCACCACUAUGUCCAUCUCCUGCUUAACUUUUCUAAUGACAUCACUAGUUGAGAUGAGAUAAAAUAAGAUCUCUCAGUUUUUGAAUUAGAAGGCGACAUAGGCAUAACUUAAGAAAAGACGGUACUAGGCAGAGGUAGAUAGCUGUUAGUAUACCAAGGUUCAUUUGUGUUCAAUAAUAAUUUUCCCUUUACAUCUCUCCUGACAGUUGAUACUAGCAGUUCCUAUUCUUCUUGGCUUCUGAACUCAGCUGGAAACUCCAAUUCCUGUCCUCUUAUAUAUCAUCCUGAGCUGAGCCUUCUGUCACCCAAAGAGCUCCAAUCUGAUCUUCCAUUCAGGUCUCCAUCUUUCCCAAGGGAAGCAUCCUCUAGUCCUUAAUGUCAGUUCAUGCUUGAUGGUGUUCUAUGCCUCUGGCUCCAUGUGUGGCCUGUAAAUCAGGUGAAUUGAUUUGAGGGAAAUCCUGGUUAUUUUGAAGAUGUUGCAGCUCAGUAUUGUUUUGUGUUUAAGUCACAAAUAACUUCACAAGUUUUCAGAACAAAAGAAACUGAUUUUUUUUAAAUCAUGCCAUUUGAACAGACACAGCUAUUUUGUGAUGAAAAACAAACUGUUUUGGAAAAAAUUGAUACAACAAAUGAGAUAGCAGAUACCAUCGAAUCAAUACCUACACCAAAAAUUUCAGAAACUAAUUUUCAUUACAAGCUAAAAAAUGUGAACAUCAGUUUGCCCAAGAUAAAUAUUCCAAAUGAAAUCUUAAUGAAACAUGAAGUUGAAAAGUACAGAAUAUUAUUUCAGAGUAAACCACAGACUGCACGGAAAUCUAUCAGUGUGAAAACUGUAAGCUGUGCUGAGGAGUGUGUACUGCUUUGUAAAUCUGAACGAGCUGAAGAAGAGAGUGUAAACAUGUCUGCAAAAAUACUCAACUUCAGUUGUUUAAAAUGCCAAGACAGUGCUCAGUAUAGUCCGAACGAUUUGCAGAAACACUUUGAAAUGUGGCAUCAUGGUGAGUUACCUUCGUUUCCUUGUGAAAUGUGUAGUUUUUCAGCAAAUGACUUCCAGAUAUUUAAGCAACACCGAAAAACCCAUAGGAACACUUUUGUAAAAUGUGACAUUUGUAAUAGUGAGCGUUCAUAUACUUUAUUGGACUUGACAAAACACUUCACAUCUAAACAUUGUGUUAAUGGUAAUUUUCAGUGUGAGGAGUGUAGAUUCUUCACCCAGGACGUCGGCACAUUUGUUCAGCACAUUCACAGACAUAAAGAAAUGCAUUAUAAAUGUGGGAAAUGCCGUCACCUCUGCUUUACCAAGGGAGAGCUUCAGAAGCACCUUCGUGUCCACUCUGGUUCUCUUCCCUUCACUUGUCACUACUGUAGCUAUGGUGCCGUUCAUAAAGACCAACUCGUCAGACAUGUUAUAACUUUGCAUAAAGAACACUUAUAUGCAAAAGAAAAACUGGAGAAAGACUCGUAUGAUAAAAGAGUGGCAACGACUACAACAGGCCUUAAACUAAUACUCAAAAGAUACAAAAUAGGUCCAACAAAGACAUUUUGGAAACGUAAAACAGUUACCAGUGGGAAUGAUGAAAGUAUAGGAAAAAAUGCUCAAGCGUUUAAUGCAGUGAACAAAACACAGACUAAAGGUGAAGACCAGAGUCAAGAGCGGUUAACUGAAGAAAGGGGUGAAAGACUGCACUGUGAGAAUGGUGACAAACCCACAGACUCUGAAAAGUCACCUCCGCUGUCCACUGGGCAGCAGAAGAAAGCUGACGAGGGAGCAAAUGCUACUUCAAGUUUCUUGAAGAGUGGUCUACAGGGGCCUUCAGUGUUACUGGUGAGAAAUAAUAAGAUAACAAUUCCUGCUAAUUACAGUGCUAAGUUUAUGGGCUUCAAGUUGGUAGACGGGAGACAGCAUAUUGUAAUAAAAUUGUUGCCUAUCAAUAAACAGAAUCCACCUGCACCAGCCUUACAACCAGACACAGAAAAGGAUAGUACAGCUAAUUUGCCCCCCCAGGCUUCGGACAACACUGGAUUUGCAACUGGAGUAACUACUGAGGUGACUGACACAGAUUUUGUGAAAGCAGCUCCACUUUCACAUUCGUCUCCUGUGCUUUCCAGGAAAGAAAUUUCUGAAAAAGAAAUCGCUUUCAUAUCUGAAAAGAACGAUAUACUUGAGACGGUAGAUAACAGUAAAAGUUUAUCUUCUUUGCCAACAACAUCAGAAUCAGUUACUGCAUCAGUGAGUUUAACCACAAAAGUUGAAUCAAGAGAUAAUGUUGACUUGUGGGAAAAUCAUACCACUCAGAGUCAUCCAGAUGCAUUAGAUACCACCACCAUUAAAAGUCCAGAUAAAGUCAACCUUACCACUAAGCCAAAUGCAUACAGUUGUGGAGAUAUGCAUAACUAUUGCAUUAAUUAUGUCAGCUCUGAGUUACCUGAUGAAUCAUCCAGCUAUUUUGAGUUCUCCAACCAAGGAUCUUUACCUUUUCAUAAUUACUCAAAGGUGGAUAAUAAGCGUCGUAGGUUUUCAAGAACAGCAGUGUUUGAAAACCUUCAGAGGGACCCUUCGAACAGAACAGUUACUCAGGAAUCAACUAGUGAUAGUGAUACACUUUCACCACUACCAAAAAGUGAGAGCUCCAACUCAGAUAGCCCGUUAGCAUCUGUCAGUCCAUUAAAUGGUAAAGAUGGAACUUUCAAGACGAAAGCUGAAAUUGAAGAACCAUGUGAGUUAGAAGAAAGACAAAACUUUGAAAAACAAAGCCUCUUCACUAAUGAAAACCAAAAUUUAUUAAGUGUGACUGAAGAAACUAAAUGGAAUGACAUUCCCAGUGCUGGCUCCCCCUUGAUGCCUAGAAUCACAUCUGUUUUCUCUCUCCAGAGCCAGCAGGCUUCAGAAUUUUUGCCACCAGAAGUAAACCAGUUACUCCAAGAUAUAUUAAAACCAAAAUCUGAUACAAAGGAAAACUCUAAUAACAUUCCCAGUAAAAACCUUCCACUCGAUUGUGACCAAACAUUUAAAAAGGUUGAGGAAGAAGAAAUGAUAGUAGAAUCUUCAAAAGACUUGCAAGUGCAAGACAUCUUCCCAGUUCCGUCUCCCAGUGUAGGUGUUAGUAUGCCUACAAAUGAACCGAAUUUAAAAUGUAAUGGGCAAGAAAAACAAGUGGUGUCAGUAUUACAAGAUGUGAGAGAUUCUGAGGUGACCACUAAAAUUCCAAGUAUGGUCACAUUACUUAAGACUCAGUCAGAUGCAAUAAUAACACAGCAGCUUGUAAAAGACAAACUCCGAACCAGCACACAAAAUUCAGGUCCUGUAUAUAUUCAGAAUCCAUUUCUAACCUCGGAACAGAAAAGUCCUGUGUUUUUUCAAACUCCAAAAGGUUUUAUUAUACCACUGCAUGUUGCUAACAAACCUGGAUUCCAUGUCUUUUCUGGAAGACCACUUCCUUUGGUUAACACACAGAGUGUACCUGCUUCUCUCCUUGUAAACAAGAAACCUGGAAUGCUUUUAACACUUAAUAAUGGGAAACCCGAAGGUGUUCCCACUGUCAAAACUGAGAAUGUUCAAAGUUACGGAACUAUAGCUACAGAACCUUGCAAAAUGCCUCUUCUGAAAGUAGAACAAAACAAUAACUGUCUUACACCUAUACUUUGUUCCAGUGUUGGCAGUUGUACGAACAUGAAAAGUUGCCCAGAGAAUACAUGGCCCUUGAAGGGUCCUUACAUUAUUAAAACAUCAGUAGGUUCUUCAGUGAGAGCUGUUCAUUUUCCUAACAUUCUACCUGAGCAGCAGGGCCCUAAGUUGAAUAUCUUGAAUACAGGAAAGCAACAGAAUGAAAACUUGCCCAAAGCGUCUCUGUAUACCCUCAUGCCUGAUGGUAAACAAGCUGUGUUUUUUAAGUGUAUGAUGCCAAAUAACACUGAACCUCUUAAGCGUAAGUUAAUCAGAAAUGGUCCUUACCAACGUAUUCAGCCAAAGAGACCUGAAGGAGCACCACAGAAAAUACUGGUAAAAAUUUUUAAUCCUGUUUUAAAUGUGAGUGCUGCUAAUAAUCUUUCAGUUAGCAACUCUGCAUCUUCAUUCCAGAAAGAGAAUGUACCAUCUAAACUAGCAGGUCUUGGAGAGCAGAAAGAGCCAGAAUCUUCUAGAGAUGCCUUACCAGUCUCAGAUGGUUUGAUGCCAGCAAAUGAAAUUGUCCUUCCUUCUACUGCAACAUGCCCAGAGUCUUCUGAGGAACCAGUAUGUAUCAGUGAGCAUUCAGAGACAAGAGUAUUAAGGUGUAAAGCGAAUUGUACAGUUGAGACAAAUUUCAGUAAAAGAAAGACUUGUAAAAAUAAGUUUGCAAAAAUUAAGACUCGUAUAAGUCAAGAUUCUGAAACCACUAUUGUAUCUAGAAACAGAAGCUGUAAACGAAAGUACAUUGAUAAUUACCAAGAACCUCCAAGAAAAAAGUCAACAUUGCAUAGAAAGUGUAGAGAAAAGGCUAAUGCUGAAGAUGUCCAGGAAACGUAUGGAUUGAGCAGACCCAGGCUUUCAAAGGAUUCAGGUAGAACUUUGAGACUUUUCCCUUUUAAUUCCAAACAGCUGGUGAAAUGUCCUCGGAGAAACCAACCAGUUGUGGUUUUGAACCAUCCUGAUGCAGAUGCCCCAGAAGUAGAACGUGUAAUGAAAACUAUUGCGAAGUUUAAUGGACGUGUACUGAAGGUUUCAUUGUCGCAAACAACUAUUAAUGCUUUACUGAAACCAGUUUAUUUUAACACUUCUGAAACAAUUGACAAUGACUUUUCCAAGAGACACAAAAUGCUUAAGCCUGUUAAUUCUGUGAAGGAAAGAUUUGUGCUAAAACUAACACUCAAAAAGACAAGCAAAAAUAAUUACCAGAUUGUAAAAACUACCUCUGAAGAUGUCUUGAAAGCUAAGUUUAACUGCUGGUUCUGUGGUAGAGUUUUUGACAAUCAGGAUGUGUGGGCUGGCCAUGGGCAGAGGCAUUUAGUGGAAGCUACUCGGGAUUGGAAUAUGUUAGAAUAACUUACUGUGAUUGCCAAGGAAAGAUACUUAAAAAGAAAAGAAAAUGGGCUAAGUUACCAUAAAUUAGGCAUUUUCUACAUCAAUAUAGUUUUUGAACAUUUUAAGAGUUGAUUAUUUUCUGUGGAAGAACAAAAGCUUUAUGUGUGGUACUUGAAAAUGCUACAGUUACACGUGUUUUGAAAGAAAGUAAUUAGCACAGACCUUGAUUUAGUUGUCUAAAGAUGAAUCUGUGGGAAGGUAGGGCUAAGGAAAGUUUUGAUAAGAGUUUUCCCAAUUGGGUUCAGAGACUGAAUAGAGGGUAAUGGUGGAUAGCCCGAUUCCCUAUCUUCUCCCACCAGCCUUAUAGAUCUGACAGAUGAGUUUCUCUGGAGAUGUAGAACCCUUUCAUACAUGAGUUUCUUGCUACUUGUGAAGAUAGACUGAACUUGGAAAAAGUUAUUUUCUAUUAUGUUACAGUUCAUUUGAAUGGUAUUACAUUCCUUUGAAACUACAUCUUACUGGACUGUAGUUAAACAUGAAAUAAUGCUUGAAGAGUUUUGGGCAAGUAAAUCCUGUUGCUCUGCCCUGUGUCAGAUUGGAAUACCCUCCCAGAAUGAUUCUCUUUUUUCUGUGACUCUCUCAACCAUUGCAGUAAAUGGGGCAGUCUCCAGAGGAGGGAGAAACUUUCUCUAAAAUCCAUUUGAAAGUCAACAUUUUCCUGAGUUUGGUUCUGUUCUCCAGUGAUCCCCUUGUACAGAACUGUGCUUAUCUGAUUAGCAAUGCCCAUAACCAAAUGGCUUUUCUUCCUUGAUUGGCAUCCCUUCAAAAUGAACAGAAAGAACAUAGAAACACUUCAAAGGGAAUGGCUUUUCUUGAAAAUUCAAAAAGUUUAUUUUUACAAAGAUAAUAUUUUGAAGCAAGGUUAGCAAAGCAGAUCAUAUUUUUGCUUGUGUUUAGUUACUGUUCUUACCUAAACACUUCUACAUUAGGUCAGACCAUUUUCAUUAGUAACUUUUCAGGAUGACCAAUAAGACCCAAAAUCGUAUUAAUAGCUGGCAUUUGAAAAUAGAGAAGCAAGCAUUAAUGCUGGACUCAGAGCAAUUCAUAAAACUUUAAGAAAAAUUCCUAAGAGACAUGCCCAACACUUUCAAAACAGACAUUUUCCUAAUAAUCCAUUGAUUUUAACUUUACCAAACACAUUUGUAUCAAUUUUUUUUUCCCCAUUGGAUAAUGGAGUUCUAUUAACAAAUGAUGUACAGUGUAAUUUUUUGUUGUUACUAUACAUAUUAUGACAUUUUCAUUGAUUGGAUCAAAACUUCAGGGCUUCUUUUUUGUAUAUAACAAAAAUGUACAUAUUUUUGUACUUGAUUAUGUAAAUUUGCACAGAAAGUUUAUGACACAAAAUUAUUUUCUUUCAGUUCUGUGCAUGCAUUAAUAAAAGUGGGUGAUUUAAAAAGAAGACUGUACCCAUGUUAUUUUCUUGUUUUUUUAUUUCUGACUUUUUUUUUUAUUUGGGGGACAUACAUUUUAUUUUUUUCAGGGAUUAAACACUAUUGUUAGCAAGUGCCUAAAAAUGAUGUAAACAGUUUACAUAUGUCAACUGUAACAGUAGGUCCUAAGUGGGCCCAUUCCCAUGAUAGUUUUGAUUUAAACAAAGCCAUAAAUAGAUGCUUCAAGCUAUAUUGCUAUGCACAUUAUACUUGUACUGUUUUUGUGCAGUUUAUCUACUUUCUUAGUGAAGUAUUUUUUGUAUAAAACCUGUUACAAUUGUGUUUCUUGAAUUGAGCCUGGGUGGAGUUGAUUGGAAAUGCACAGUAUAUAUUAAUAAUGUACAGAUGUUUAAAGAAUGGUAAGGAUUGUUAAUUUCCUUGUUUGUUGUUAAUGAAGGUUUUCAAUUAAACUUAAGCUUGUGUUUA